UUCUUUAAGCAAUAAAUUGGAUCAAACAUAAUUAUUUAAUAUUAUUUGUAGUGUUCAAGUUAUUCUUGUUUGUGUUAUUCAAUGUUAUUAUUGUCCAUGUUAUUGUUGAUUAAAUAAUUAUUUAUUUAUUGUUUAUUGUUGACAAACGCCAGCUUAAACGGGAAAUACAUUUUAUCAAGACAAAUUUUUGUCAAUUUAAUAUAAAAUUGACUCAUAAGAGAGUACCGGCUACCGCAAUGACGCCACAACGCGUGUGUGGGGAGGCCAAAGAUAACGGCUGUGCUGGUGGAGGUGGCAGUAAUGAUAAACAUCAUUCAUACACCGUUUCAUCAUGCAGUUAUAAACAAACAUCUUUACGAAAUCAACAACACAUUUCAUUUGUAACAAUUGUAUGUGUGGCCUUGAUUGGAUUAUUAGUGAUUGUUGAUACAACAGAGGCUUUAACAACAUUUGGAAAAACAAGAGUUGGUAGUACACCGAUUACACAACAACAAGGUGGUGGUAAAACACAACAAAGAAAAGUCAUGCAUCCAGCAUUCGCACAAGCCGGUCAAAAACCUGGAUUAGAAAUUUGGAGAAUUGAGAAUUUCGAACCAGUGCCAUUACCUGCUAAAGAUUAUGGGAAAUUCCAUACUGGUGAUUCUUAUAUAGUUCUUUUUACAAAAGAAAAAUCGGGCAAAAAAAGUUGGGAUAUUCAUUUCUGGCUUGGAUUAGAAACCUCUCAAGAUGAAUCUGGAGCAGCUGCUAUUUUAACUGUUGAACUUGAUGAUCAACUUGGUGGAAGUCCCAUUCAAUAUCGUGAAGUUCAAGAGCACGAAUCACAAACUUUCCUUUCACAUUUUAAGAGUGUUGGUGGUGUUCGUUACUUACCAGGUGGCAUUGCAACUGGAUUUACACAUGUUGAUCCAAAUGCAUUCGAAAAACGUCUAUUCCAAGUCAAAGGCAAACGUAAUAUUCGAGUGCGACAAGUAGAGCCAAGUUUAUCUUCUAUGAAUAAAGGCGAUUGCUUUAUAUUGGAUGUCGGCAAAGAUGUUUAUGUAUUCGUUGGUGAAAAAGCUAAACGUAGUGAACGUUUAAAGGCUAUUACUGCUGCAAAUACAAUCCGUGAUCAAGAUCAUGGUGGUCGAUCAAAGAUACAUAUUAUUGAUGAAUUCAGUAGAGAGGAGGAAACACAAGCCUUUUUCGAUGCACUUGGAUCAGGAAAUCGUCAAAGUGUUCCAGAUGAAUCUAGUGGUGGUGAUGAUGAAUCCUAUGAAAAGAAAGAUGAAGGAGUUACACUUUAUAGAGUUUCAGAUGCCACCGGUUCAAUAAAAUAUGAGCAAGUUAAUGAUAAACCAUUAAAACAAACUUCAUUAAACACAAAUGAUUGUUUCUACUUGGAUACAGUUUCAUCCGGUAUUUAUGCUUGGAUUGGUAAAAAAUGUACAGAAAAUGAAAAACGUGAAGUAAUGAAAAAAGCUGAAGAAUACAAAAAAACAAGAAAAUAUCCAGCUUGGGUUCCUGUACAAAGAAUUAUAGAAGGUGGUGAACCUGCAGCAUUUAAACAAUAUUUCCAAAACUGGCGUGAUCGUGGUGAAAUACAUAGCAGAAUUAUGAAACGUGCAGUCAAUUGGGAAAAUGAUAAUGAAAAACGUUUAUUAAAAGUUUUGCAAAAAAGCGGUGGUAAAGCUCAAUCAUUUAUGCCUGAUGAUGGUAAUGGUACCGUAGAAAUUUAUCGUGUUGAAAAUUUCGAAUUAGAACCAGUUAAUGAGAGUGCCCAUGGAAUGUUCUUUGGUGGUGAUUCAUAUGUUAUUAAAUAUCGUUAUAAUUCUGAAUUUGGAGACAAGUAUGUCAUUUACUUCUGGCAAGGAAAUUCUAGUACACAAGAUGAAAAGACUUCCGCAGCUUUACAUGCAGUUCGUUUGGAUAAUGAAUUAGGAGGAAAGGCUAUACAAAUACGAGUUGUUCAAGAUCAUGAACCAAAACAUUUCUUGACUAUUUUCAAAGGAAAAAUGAUUGUGUUUAUGGGUGGUAAAGCAAGUGGUUUUAGAAAUCUUCGCGAUCAUGACACAUACGAUGUAGAUGGAACUCGAUUAUUUAGAAUUCGUGGUACGAGCGAAGAAAAUGUACGAGCUACACAAUUACCAGAAGUUGCAGGAUCGUUAAAUUCUGACGAUGUAUUUGUUUUGGAAACACCUAAUAAUUUAUAUAUUUGGAAUGGAAAUGGUUCCAACGAAGAAGAACGUACGUUUGCUACAAAUAUAGCACCUAUAUUAGCACCAAAUCGUGAUGCUAUUAUUGUUAAUGAAGGUGACGAAUCUGAUGAAUUCUGGGAAGCUUUAGGAGGCAAAGGAGAAUAUCAUCAUGAAUUUAUUAAUCAUUCUGAUGAAGAUGAAACACGUUUAUUCCAUUGUCAUAUUACCAAACGAGGUUUAUUAAAAGUGGAAGAAAUUGACGAUUUCACUCAAGAAGAUUUAGAUGAAGAUGACAUCAUGAUUUUGGAUACUGGUGAUGAAAUUUAUAUUUGGAUUGGUAAUGAAUCGUCUGCGGAGGAAAAACGAGAAGUACUUAAAUUAGCUAAAUCAUAUUUACGUAAAAACCCAGAUGAACGUAGUCAUGAAGGUGAUGUUAUAAUAACAGUUAAACAAGGUCAUGAACCUGAAAGUUUUAAGGAAUUAUUCCCAUCGUGGGAUCCAAAUAUGUGGCAGAAUCAAAUGAGUUAUGAUGAAUUAAAACAACAAAUUGAGAAUGCAAAUAAUGAAAUUGAAGAUUAAUAAUUUUUGUUGGAUACGUUUUUUUAUUUUUGAUUCUAUUUAACCAAGAAAUUAAUUUCUCUACGUCAUUAAUUUUAUCUAUUAAUAUACACAUAUU
Chrysoperla carnea is the source of this 2850-nucleotide messenger RNA. Its product is annotated as gelsolin, cytoplasmic. Gene Ontology annotation, biological process: actin filament severing; barbed-end actin filament capping; actin polymerization or depolymerization. The transcript is spliced from 8 exons. Gene Ontology annotation, molecular function: actin filament binding; phosphatidylinositol-4,5-bisphosphate binding. NCBI's taxonomy places the organism in Eukaryota, Metazoa, Arthropoda, Insecta, Neuroptera, Chrysopidae. The record is from RefSeq and is a predicted model, not a curated record. Gene Ontology annotation, cellular component: actin cytoskeleton; cytoplasm. Bases 237 to 2753 code for a protein of 838 amino acids.